Molecule: messenger RNA, 1206 nt
Organism: Striga hermonthica
Lineage: Eukaryota; Viridiplantae; Streptophyta; Magnoliopsida; Lamiales; Orobanchaceae
Source: the annotation of a GenBank genome assembly
AUGCGUCUGUUGUAUCGGAUAGUUCCUCCGUCGCACGCAGCAGAGAUUAGCAGCUUAAUCAAAUAUUUCAUCCCUUCUUAUCGCAUCUUAGGCUCAAUGAUAAUUGACCUCUUCGUUCUGUCCGGCGGGUUACACCAAGAGUUCGCCCCCUUACACACUUCGUUCCUGACUUACUCUCUCUUUUCACUGACCAGCUUCACUCACUUUUUCACCUGCUUUGUAACCUUUUUUCUCUCCAUACGGAAAGAAGAAGAUCCAAGCUUAGGGGAAGCAAAGGAAUUCGAAGAUCAAUACAUGCAGCUGUUCGGAUGCAACACCGGAUCCUUCCCAAUACGCUAUUUAGGAAUACCGAUUCACUAUCGGCGUUUGUCUAAUAGUGACUGGUUGAGGGUACAAGAACGGUUGGAAAAGCGCCUCAGUAGCAGGAAAGGGAAAAACCUAUCCACGGGAGGCAGGCUGACGCUAAUCAACUCGGUUCUUAGCAGCUUGCCAAUGUAUAUGAUGUCCUUCUUUGAGAUUCCAAAAGGAGUCCGUAAAAAGUUGGAUUACUUUCGAUCCCGCUUCUUUUGGCAGAGCGAUGAACACAAAAGGAAAUAUCGGCUAGCAAAGUGGGAUAUCCUGUGCCAACCGAAAGAACAAGAGGGCUUAGGGAUACAAAACUUAGAACUAAAGAACAUAGCAUUGCUCAGCAAAUGGCUGUAUCAUCUGUUAACUACAGACGGCACGUGGCAGCAGAUCCUACGCAACAAGUAUCUAGGGACAAAACCUUUGGUGCAAGUCCAUUGGAAAAGCGGGGAUUCUCAUUUCUGGGGAAGCUUAAUGAAAGUGAAAAACGAAUUCCUCAAAUUCGGAACUUUCACCAUGGGUCUCAAGAAGAAACAGGAUACGGUGGGCGAGGUGCUUUCGACACCACAACCCAAUCUAUCCUGGCGCAGAGAUCUAAUAGAAAACAACUUAGCAAUAUGGAACAAUCAGGCAACCCGACUUGCCGCCAUCAACCUUAGCCAGGAGGAAGACGAGUUCAAGUGGGAUUUAGACCCAGCAGGUGUCUUUUCAGUCAAGACACAUUAUAGGGCGCUAAUCAACCAGAAUGUUCCCAAUGUUAACAAGAAGCUGUGGAAACUUAAAACGCCGUUAAAAAUCAAAAUCUGCCUUUGGUACCUUAGGCGAGGAUUCCCUACUCGAGAAGAAGGGCCGCCUCACUAA